AUGUCCAUAGUAAUAAUUCAAGUCACCGCCAAAGUCUUUUCCGUCGGUAGUGUCCCAGAUAGUGUAAAACGAAGCAGCUUUACAAGGUUUUAUGAUAAGACACUUGGUACUAUUCAAGCCUGCGUUGACAAUCUCCAAAAGCCUGGCGACGAAUGUGUCAUUCAACCUGGUCGUUACCACGAGAACGUGACGAUCAUGAACAAACAUGGCACCAAAGAGGAUCCCAUAAUUAUUCGCGGCGACCCAAGUGGUACUACUACAGUGGAUGGCACUAUACCGCUGAACCCUACGAAAUGGGAGAAAUUUGCCAAAGGUGCCUAUAAAACGGUCUUAAAACAGGAUAUCUGGCAGCUGUUUAUUGAUGGCGAAAUGAUGACAAACGCCCGCUGGCCGAACGCCCUGUGGUCUGAUAAAACUAUCUUUGACAGUCAGAACUGGGCGCAUUCUUCGACGCAAUCCUCUCGCGGGCUCAUGAUAGACGGAGGAGGAAGUCACAAGCUGGCUGAGAGUGGCUUGGACGCAACUGGCGCAAUGGCCGUGUUGAAUGUUGGGAGUUUCUGCACUUUUACAAGACGAGUAUUAAAGCACCAGAUAGGUAAAUUCUUACCAGGCUCCGGGCACUUUGAAACGAGAGGGAUACUAAGCCCGCAAAGACUUCUGGGACCUUUACUAGGGACAGGGGAAAAAAUUGGCCAAUAGCUGACCGGCGCAUCCCCAGUAAAGAUCCAAAAACAAAUUGCGGGACGCGUUUCGACUGCAGUUCUCUUCAGUACCUUUCUUAACUGGCAAGUGUAGUAUUAGUCUUCCUCGCAGCCGUUUUUUGGAUGUCACGCAACGCUCCCCAGCGUUGGGGGAGCGUUGCGUGACAUCCAAAAAACGGCUGCGACGGAGACUAGUGUAGUAUGGGAAGUGAAUGAAAGCUAGAAGCUUGCAAUAUUUGAGUCUGUGAAUGAUUUCUCAGUGAAAAGAUUGAUGUCAUCAAUUUUUUUCGUACUUCUGUUUAUCGCUUUUAUUUGUAUUUCUGCAAAUAGAUGACAAUUAAACUGAUUAAUUGUACUCAGUAGGAAUUGAAUCUAUACGAUGACAAAAGCAAUUUAAUCAGACAAGUUCAUGUGGCAAUAUCCACUAAAAUUGUUCGCUUUUGGUGUUUUUCUUUUACUUCAGGUGGUGACAGAUUUACAUACAGGGAUGACCUUGGCGCUAAGUUGAAUUUCAAACCUAAAAACUGUAUAUAUUUUUUGGAAGAUAAGCUCGAGUUUCUUGAUAACCCAGGAGAGUGGUUUUACGACAAAACAAGUAGAACCCUCUACGUCAUGACACCAGAUGGAGGCUCACCCGAGGGACGUGACGUCAGAGGAAAGGUACUAAAGCAUUUGCAUUUCUGCAUAGUGAUAUGGUAUACUCUGAACUAGUACCCAGACUUCACUCGUGUCUCCCUCCAGCUCUCGCGGUGUUUGAAUUGUGAAGAUCUACGCACGCUUUAAAACAUACUUACAUGGAAUAGAAAGACUAUGGGUGGUUGUCUCAUUCCUGUGGACAGUGUCCACCCUCCUGUGAAGAAAACUGCCGUAAGGUAGCACCUGAACGUCCUAAGCAGACCUCUUCGACCUCUUCGGGUGAAGUAUUUUAAUUUCCUUAUUCAGACCACGUGAUGUUCUUAAAAGUACCCUGUCUUUUUUCAUAAAUUACGCAUGCAUAUUACCGUGGGCAGGACGACAUUUGAAAGAAACUGUUCUUAGGGGUAACAUAACAUGGUCUGAAACGGGAAAACAAAACAUACAAGCUAAAAAUGUCUAUUUGCCAGUAGUCAGCGUCUUUAAGGUUACGUUCACACUAUACGUCAUAGUUUUUGCGCCAGCACGAAAACCAUAAUCGGAUAGUUGUUCAUAUUAUGCCAGAUAGCUUUACGUGUCAACACGUAAGGCAAUCCAGUAUAGCCUAAACAUAGCCUAAUUCUUUUAUUACUUCACAAAGGUCCAGUCUUUUGCGUUCGUCAUCACCAGCAGCAGUCACGUGAUCAUCAAAGAUAUGACGUUCUUUGCGACGACAUUACAGGCCAUCUCCUUCACCAGAAAAAACUUCGUCAACAACCUAACGCUUCAUUCCUUGAACUUUCGCUUCCCGUCAUACAGUCGGCGCAUGCUACAAGACAGCUCGCCUCCUAAGUGGACGAAGGUGUUCGUCAGUAACACUGGUACCUCCAGGAUAAUAAACAACACUUUUUAUGGCACAGAUGGAAUGGCGCUGGAGUAUAACGGUGUGGAUAACCUGGUGGAAAAUAACUUAUUUGAGUUCAAUGACUGGACUGGAAAUAACAUGGAUGUAGCCACUGGAGGUAACCCAUCGCGUUUUAAUACAAUUAGAUCAACCUGUCGUCUGUGUUCUGUGGUGGGUUUCGUGCCCGGAGGAAGGGGGUUCUCUUGGUAAUUCUUGCUGUAGGUGUGCCACCCGGUUCUCGAAAUCCUGACCCUAUUUCAGACCAAAAAUGUCAUUUUCCAAAACAUUUCUCAAACCUAGCCUCUUAAAUAAAUAUCCGAUUUUUGUCUUCAUAGACAGAAAUUACGUCAUUAUGUACUUAGAUUAGAAUUACGCCAACAAAGAAGAUUUCUUAAAAUCCAUUUCGAGUUCUCAUAAUGCUCUUUCUUUCUUAUUCAUUUGGAAUUGAAACGACAAAUACGCUCAUAUACUCCCGUAGUUCCCUCGAAAGCCAUACCCGUUUCCAGACCACAAUAGACAAAGUCUACACCCGUUUUCACAACAAAACGGCGCAAAAAGCAUACCCUUCGGGGAGGCACAUAGCUAUAUGGCUUAUGUAAGGGAGUAUUCCCCUGGGGGUCUUGUGGGUCUUGUGGUAUCUUAGGCGGUAUUCAGUGACCCGCAGUUCUAGUUAGACCAAAAACUACGCCCUCGGAGCCAUGAGAGGUACUUUGCUUUAGCUAGUGAGCGCCACAACUACCUCCCCAGUCUUACCUCGAAGUCUGUCUUAAUCCUAGAUCUUUAAACGGGUAGAGGAAGAGGGUUAACAUUGCUAGUUAAUCAACAAAUGGUUAGACAUUCCACGUGUAAGAACCAUUAAGGACGUAAACUGAUCGCUCAGGGAUUGGUCAGAGAGACCUUAGUCCGAGUUCAAUCUCAUUAGGGAGCUUUAGCGAAAACGUCACUAUUAAGAAGAUUUCGCUUUUUUUCAAACUUUUUUCGCGAUUAUUCCGAGUCGCCUGUCGUCAUGCAUCCUGUCUUUACGUCCGCUAUAUAUAGUCACUUGAAAAAAACUCACCUUGAGGUCGUGCAGUGACGGGUAUGCUUAUUCGUCAAUUACUUUGAAAGUUCUCGUUGCCGUCGCCGUUGUCGUUUCUAAGGCUUAGAAGAUCAUAAAGCGCAUGAUCGUCCUCGAAAUCAGGUGACCAGUGAUAGAAGGUCCAAAUGAGCGAGAUUGCGAUCUUUGCAUUCCAUUCAUUUUUAGUACACCUCCAAACGAACACUGGCUACAUGCUUGCCGUGCAUGCGUAUUAGCACUCCGGCGAUAAGGAUUGUAGACUCUUCGAGUCGCUCUUAACAAUGUUACCCUAUCACCCUAGGUGCAGGAACCGUGGUGUCCCAAAGUAAGGGAGACAACUUCAUCAGAAACACCUUGCGUUUCAAUGGCGCGAGUGUAGGAUACCGCGCGGGUUUUGCCUCUGUGGCCAAGCUGAAUGACAUUAGUCGACAGUGCUGGGGUAUGCUGCAACAUGACGGCGCUGGAAUACAGGUGAUGAGAAAACGUCAAACAAAUAUCAUAUUACAGCAGAACUGGAUUCAUUACAGUCCUAAAUACGGGCUGCGCUUUGACGGGGCACCGCCCAAGACGGGAGAAAAGGGAACAAUGAAACAGAAUGUGGUCUGGAGAACAAAUGGACUGAUGGUGAAAGGAUAUAAACACAUGGUCGACCAUAACUUGGUUUUCCAUAAGUUUGAUAAGGACGGGGAUCAUGAUGGCAGCGAGAAGUGUACCCUCUGUGUUUUAAAGUAAGUUUUGUUUCGAAUUAUUGUAGAGGAGAAUCUCAUAACAGACACCUCUAUAAAGAAAACUCUUGCCUAAGAAAACAACAGACAUUUUGCGACUCCACCAGUAGUUUUCCCGCGAAAUAACGCCUAAGGGAGAAAAUAAGAAGGGGCGGAAGAGCCCUAGGGAAAGCCCUGGGGACGAGGUUGUCCCCAGAGGAGAGGAGCGUGGGCUCAGUUCCCGAACAGCGACGGGUAAUAGAGGGCGCUUUCCAUUUAGGAAAAAAACCCGGAAAUUUCGGUGGGAGCAAAAGUGGAAUUUCCGAUUGGUAAAAAGUUGUUCCAUUUGGUCGUAAACUCCGGUACGUCGCGGUGCCCGACGGUGGACCUGGAACUGGUACAAACUACGAGAAACGUAAAUGGAACACGACAUUCCGUUCGGAAAUUCCAACCGGGGAAACGGGACCACCUUUUUAGAUUUUCCACUUUUUCUGGGAAUUUUCCAGUGGGAUGAACCGACGAAACGUGUUCCAUUUACCGCCGAACGGGAAAUUCCGGAAAUUUUGACUAAAUGGAAAGCGCCCAGAGCCUACGGACUUGGAAAACUUUGCAUACCUCUGGAAAAUUCCUCAAAGCAAAUAAAAAUGCGUGCCUUCAACGACACGUGUUCAUUGUGGUUAACUAAAAACAAUUGUAGGCCAAUGACCUACGGGCCUAUAUGCCGGUUAUGCCCAGUCCCUGGGAGUCAAUAUUCCUUUCUAGGGAGUUUAAGCAUAGACGGUUUUGAGAAACACAAGUCAACCGGAAGUGGACUUUUUGCAAAAUUCGGCAGUGGUUUCGCCUAAAUUGGUGGGCAAGUCGUCUCUAAAACUACAAAGACACUACGCAUUACGAAUGUGGUAGUGUCAAGAUAAAUACCGUAUUUAUUCGAAUAAGCGCUCAACCUCGAAUUAGCGCCCACCUCGAAUAAGCGCCCACCCCCUCCUCCUCCCAAUCAAACUCAAAUAAUCGCUCACCCCCACUCCACCCACCCGAGUGAAUAAAUUCUAGUAAGAGACUUCCCCGAGGACGGAGUUUUCUUCAGAGUAUUUUACAGAAACCUUGAUUGUUACUUUUUCGCGUUUUGUUAUUAGCAUUUAUUGUUUUGUUGCAAAAUAAACAUUCUUCACUUGCUGAAAAUGGUAAAAAUUUCAUAAGCGCCUAGCCUCGAAUAAGCGUCUACUCUCAAGGUCCAAAAAUUUAAUAAUCGCCCAGGGCGGUUAAUCGAAUAAAUACGGCAAAAGGGGAAAACGCUUCACUUCCGGUUGACCUGCAUCACUCAAAAACGACUUUGCUUAAAUUCCCUUCUUUCACACCUGUCAAACACGGAUCAAUUUAGGCUUCUGGGAAACUGCCCACCUACCCCUCCCCUAAACUAACAUUUUGCCCUAGAUAAGAAGUAAGUGUUAAUAGGGAGCUUAAGCAGCAGCGUUUUUGAGCGACGGACGUCAACCGGAAGUGGACUUUUUGCAUCACUGGGGAAUGGUUUGGUUGAAACUCUCAGGUAAAUCGUCUUUAAAAGAGAAAAGAAACUCAGCAAUACAAGUUUGUUAGCGUCAAGGCAUAUAAAAAGGGAGAACGGCUCACUUCCGGUUGACGUGCGUGGCUCAAAAACGUCUUUGCUUAAGGUCCCUAAUGUUAGCUUUAGGGAGGGGUGGGUCUGCAGUUUCCCAGAAUCAUACAUUGAUCCUCAAACACAAGUACAGUGUAGAUAUUCUUGGAAAUUUGUCAUUUUUCAGAUACGUGAGAGAAAACCCCGUUGAAGUCAAUCAGAACACAGCUGUCGUGUACAACGCCGCCGACGUUGCAAACGGCGGUGAACACGGAGGUGUGCUUUACGACAUGAAUGGUAUCCUCACGGGCAAUGUUAUUGGAGACAUACGACAGCAACUAAUGGAUGCGGACAACAUGGACUUUAGACCAAAGCAGGGCUCAUUGUACAUCAACGAUAACGUGGGACCUUACAGUUUUGAGGAGACAAAAACUAAGUACUGGAUUCCUGGAAGAAAGCUGUAUAAGGUAAUUGGAGGCGUUUAAUUGUAGCCAGUCGUUUCAGGGGCACCCAACGAGAAUAUAGUUCAAAACCUCUUACACAUAGAGCGGUUUUCACUUGACUGUCGUAAAACCAAAACCAAAGUAAAUACACUAGCCAACCAAAGGGCUUAGUAAAACCAAAACCAAAACCAAAACCAAUCCCUUUCGACAGUCAAGUGAAGAGGUAGGCAAGCAAGAAAUUUAACAACAAAUUCUGAUCUCAAAUCGUCUUCCGAACAGGUAUUUUCCAAAAAUUGUCGUUGGGUGCCCCUGGUCGUUUCGCCCGACAGCGAUUCUCCCGAUAACAAACAACACUCAAGAGACUACAACUCGGCCUAUCAGAGAUGUCUUUGAGUUAAGCUUGAAUUCGAUCCACUCCUGACUGCUGUAAAAAGGUCCAGCGAUCUAAAUCGGCGAUCUUAGUGAUCUCGAUAAUCAUAUUCAAAAUACUUAAUGAAUGUGUAUAAAGCUGAUUUCCACAGGUACCUUAGCGAUCUCCAGCAACGAUCCACUACGUUGAUGUUUGAGUGUAAAGUUCUCACUGUAAAAAGCCGUGGACUCACAUGUGCCGCCACUGUCUUUCAUUUUGUUCCUUUUCUUCAGGUUUAAAGAACUACAAAUAAACAUCGGGCAAAUGGACUUAAGCCCGGGCGAAUCGACUUUCGGGUGAAACGACACGUUCCGCAGUACAUAAGUCAAUACGAGCCUGUCGGUAGCCCUGUUAUGGUAGUAUCACAUCUUAAAAAAGGUUAAUUUAGGUUUUCAACUAGCCGGUCGGCGAUACAUCUCCAAUCAAAGGCUACUCUCCUCAUUUUAACCUGCUCUUUUUUCAUAUUUAUUGACUCAAAAGUUACGGAACACACUCUGUGGAGGAAAAGUCUACAUUCUGGAGCGGCUAGCAAGCAAAAAUUAUACCUCCUUGAGCUUUUACCAGGCGAAGUCCGCUGCAUUUAAGCUAUGGGCUCGCCGCUUUCCAUUUCUGAUAUGCCGCACAAGAAUUCAGAUAUGCGCUUUUCACUUUACGCUGGACGUUUUAAUGGAACUGUUCGUUUUUCAAUAUCUCCAAUUUCCAUUCAGUUUUUACUACGGUUUCUCAGGACUUCAGUAAGAGUUAAAAAUAGACUAAAAUCUUGUUGUUUUUAAGGCCAGUAACCCGGUCCCGCCAAACAAAGCUCCUGGGGUAAAAGCAGCUGCCCGAGAUGCGCUGAUGUGGCUGAACAGUUUUGAGGGAAUGAUUCAUGAAGUCUACCUUGGUUCUACUCCAAAUGACUUGAAAAAGAUAGGAAUAACCAUGGACGAAGACAACGUAAUGAAACUUACAGCUCCUUUGGAAGACGGUCGGCAGUACUUCUGGAGAGUAGAUGCAGUUAUCAACAAAGAGGUUACUUACAAGGGUGAUGUAUGGUCCUUCAUGACCAUGCCGGCUUCACUUGGGCAAAAUGGCAUGCUGUAG
This is a messenger RNA of Porites lobata, 7504 nucleotides long. The record is from the annotation of a GenBank genome assembly. Lineage: Eukaryota; Metazoa; Cnidaria; Anthozoa; Scleractinia; Poritidae.